Molecule: messenger RNA, 1158 nt
Organism: Purpureocillium lilacinum
Lineage: Eukaryota; Fungi; Ascomycota; Sordariomycetes; Hypocreales; Ophiocordycipitaceae
Product: member of Set1p complex, histone methyl transferase
Cellular component (GO): Set1C/COMPASS complex
Molecular function (GO): protein binding; chromatin binding
Source: RefSeq, a predicted model, not a curated record
AUGGCGUCGACGCCAAUGGACCUCGACCGACCCGAGCGCGGCACAAACGGACUCAAUAUCCAGAGGACCCUCGGCGGCAAUGCGUCCGUGUCCAAUCUCAGCGAUGUCAUGUCGACGUUUCGGCCAACAAAGCUGCUGCGGCGCGACGACAUCAAGGACGGACGCCCUCAGCCUUACGUCCUGUCCAUAGACUAUGAUGAUGAGGGCGAGCUCCUCAUGACGUCAGCCAGCGACGAGACCAUCCAGAUCUACAAUGUCCGCGAGGGCCGACACGAGAAGAGCCUCCUGAGCAAAAAGUACGGCGUCAAGCUGGCCAAGUUCACGCACACGAGCUCCAGUAUAAUAUACGCGAGCACCAAGCAGAACAACGCCAUCCGCUAUCUUGCUACGCACGACAACUCCUUCAUUCGCUACUUUGAAGGCCACGAAGGCCCCGUCACAUGCCUUGCGGUGCAUCCGGGCAGCGACAACUUCAUCUCGUGCUCACACGACAACACGGUGCGCCUGUGGGACACGCAGACCAAGCAUUGGCAGGGCCAACUCCUGCUGCGGAAUCCUGCUCUUGCCGCCUACGACCCCUCUGGGACCGUCUUCGCCGUCGCCUGCCCGAGCAGCGGAACUAUACUCCUUUACGACGUGCGAAACUACGACAAGGCGCCCUUCACUACCAUUGACAUCAUGGAGCAGUGCCGUGGCAUCGACACGCAAUACCUCGUCAAGGGGUGGACUAAGCUCGAGUUUUCCAACGACGGCAAAUCCCUCCUGCUCGGAACAAAGGGCAGCGGUCACGUGUUGCUGGACGCCUUCGAGGGCUCGCUCAAGGCGUACCUGCGGAAGCCGUCGGGAGGCACGAGGCGGCAAGCUCCUGGGGAGACGACAGGUCUGGCCAACGGCACCGCCGCAGCGGAUCCUAGCAGCUUUGACAGCAGUGGCGAUUGCUGUUUUGCUCCGGACGGGCGGUUCGUCAUCAGUGGCACCAGGCAGGAUGUGCUCGUCUGGGACACCCUGAGCCCCCCGCCCGACAACAAAAUCCUGGAGCCGACUUGGACGCUGCCUGACAAGCGGGAGGCUGCCGUCGUAUCUUUUAACCCUCGCUUCAACUUUUUCGCCACGGCAGACCAGGACCUGGUCCUCUGGCUGCCGGACCCCCAUAGUUAG